Molecule: messenger RNA, 4310 nt
Organism: Plodia interpunctella (Indianmeal moth)
Lineage: Eukaryota; Metazoa; Arthropoda; Insecta; Lepidoptera; Pyralidae
Gene: Btk29A
Product: Bruton tyrosine kinase
Exons: 17
Coding region: 309-2276 (655 amino acids)
Biological process (GO): intracellular signal transduction; protein phosphorylation
Cellular component (GO): plasma membrane
Molecular function (GO): ATP binding; protein binding; non-membrane spanning protein tyrosine kinase activity
Source: RefSeq, a predicted model, not a curated record
UUGUCACAGAGUACCUAUAUUUUUUUCAAACCUAUUGUUCAGUCAGCGUCAGCGAGAGAGAACCGUCUACCUACAUAAAGCAUAUUUUCAUUCCAUCCCAUCCAUCUAAUCAAGCUCAAUCCUCAAGUAAUCAAGCACGAACCCAAAACGAGUAUCGUAUCGCAGCCGCUACGAAAAAAAGAAAGGAAGUUUUGUUGUAGAUGACUAAGUUUUUAGUUUUAAUGAAAAAUAAGUUUAUUCUUAGUAAUUCUGUUUAAUUGCUAGAUUUGCAUUUUCUAUGGGUGAUGGACCGGCAUUAACAGAUUAUAAUGGCUAGCAAGGACGAAGAUGAAGUUUUACUGCAAACUUUCAUGAUAAAAAGGUCUCAAAAUAAGAAGUUAUUUACACCAGUAAAUUUUAAGGAGCGUUGGAUAGUCCUGAGUCGUCGAGCCCUAGUAUACUAUGAUUCAGACAGUGAAAAACGUAGAGAGCGCGGUCGAAUCCCAACGGAGAGUAUCCACACAGUGGAGCAGGCGCAGCUGGGAGAGCUGACCAAGCAGCUGCCAGACAGCGACGGCGACAAGGGCCACUCCUACAGGUAUCCGUUCCAGGUAGGCUACAGUGAGCAGAAUCACGACUAUACCCUGUACCUGGUCGCCGGAGACCACGCCGAGCGACUCAAGUGGAUUCACACCAUUAGGUUAGUGUGCAUACAUAACGUACGGCGGGCGCUGUACCACCCCGCGGCGUGGUCGGCCCGGCGCUGGGCCUGCUGUGACGGGGAGAGGCGCUCCGCCUCGGGCUGCGCCCUCGCUGCCGUCUGGCCGCUGCCUGAACCCGACCUCGUCGCGCAGACGGAAGAGACCAACGAAGACACAUCAUCUGUGACAGCGGCGGUCACCAUGCCUGGGGGAGGGGGUGCCCCUCCCGGCACUCCGUCGGCGAAGCCAAAGGAAAAGCCAAGAAAUAAAAUAGUAGUUGCUCUCUACCCGUUUAAGGCUAUUGAAGCUGGUGAUCUCUCGUUAGAAAAGGGCGCCGAGUACGAGGUUUUUGAUGAUUCACAGGAGCAUUGGUGGAAGGUUAGAGAUGAAACUGGCUUGAUCGGAUACAUCCCUAGUAAUUACGUCAAAGAGAAGGAAACUAUAGGUCUACAGAAAUAUGAAUGGUACGUGGGUGAGAUGUCUCGGCAGCGCGCGGAGUCCCUGCUGAAGCAGGAGGACAAGGAGGGCUGCUUCGUGGUGCGGAACUCCUCCACCAAGGGCAUGUACACGCUCUCGCUAUAUACCAAAGUUAACCAUCCGCAAACGAAGCACUACCACAUAAAACAGAACAGUCGCGGCGACUUCUACCUAUCAGACAAGCAUUGUUGCCCGAACAUUCCAGAACUGAUAAACUACCACAAACACAACAGCGGCGGGCUGUGUUCGCGACUUAAGGCCACCCCUUGCGACCGACCCGCGCCCCCCACCGCUGGCCUAUCACACGACAAAUGGGAGAUCGACCCAUCGGAAUUAGUGCUGAUGGAGGAGCUGGGCGCGGGCCAGUUCGGCGUGGUGCGGCGCGGCAAGUGGCGCGGCCGCAUCGACACCGCCGUCAAGAUGAUGAAGGAGGGCACCAUGUCCGAGGACGACUUCAUCGACGAGGCCAAGGUUAUGACCAAGCUCCAGCACCAGAACCUGGUGCAGCUGUACGGCGUGUGCUCGAAGCACCGGCCCAUCUACAUCGUGACGGAGUACAUGCGGCACGGGUCCCUCUUCAACUACCUGCGCCACACCCCGCCCGACCAGCUGGGGCCCGCGGUCCUCCUCGACAUGUGUAUACAGGUUUGCAAAGGAAUGGCGUAUUUAGAAAGGCAUAAUUACAUCCAUCGAGAUUUAGCAGCAAGAAAUUGUUUGGUUGGAGAUGAAAAUGUAGUAAAAGUGGCCGACUUCGGUCUGGCGCGCUACGUGCUGGACGACCAGUACACCAUCACGGGCGGCACCAAGUUCCCCAUCAAGUGGGCGCCGCCCGAGGUGCUCAACUACACCCGCUUCUCCUCCAAGUCCGACGUCUGGGCUUUCGGUGUUUUAAUGUGGGAAGUAUUCACGUGUGGUAAAGUGCCAUAUGGGCGAAUGAAGAAUUGUGAAGUUGUAGAAAUGGUGCAAAGAGGUCAAGUGCUGGAUAAGCCAAAGGGAUGUUUGAAUGAAAUAUAUAAUGUAAUGCGGCUGUGCUGGCGGCACUUGCCCGAGGAGCGGCCGUCGUUCCGCGUGCUGAAGGAGGAGCUGACGGCCGUCGCGCAAAACGUGCUGGCCGAUUGACUGCGUCUGCUGCUGCAGCUGCUCACCGCGCCCGCCGCUAGCCUUUCAUAGCUUAUCUUAUGUAUUACAUUUGAUCCCCAUGUCAUAAUAAUAGAAGCAAAUACUGCAAUAUCAAUUUUAAAAAAAUACGAUUAGGUAUUAGAUAUUGCAAGUAUGUUUUUGCUUCUAUAUGACUAAUUACAAAAAUGGAUGUACUCUGUUUUUUUUUAGAGUUAACAUAUAAACAAUCUUAUAAAAAAAAUCAAAUGUUAGUUCGAAUUACAAAUUCUAAAGCAUUUAUGAACCCGAAAACUCAAAUUAUAUUGCUGUAGAUAGAAUAAAAAACAUGGUAAGUUGUUUACUUAAAAACUUGUAAGAAAAAUGGGGAUUAUAAGUCCGUGAGAAUUGAAACGUUGAGAAACAUAACGGAACAAAAAUGUCUACGCCCGGAUACGUCCAUCGCUAUUCUCUAUCGAUACAUAAUUUAUGAAAAACAAUUAUUUUCAAUUAAAAAUAUGCCAGUUUAAUUUCUUGUAACAAGGACUUCGUGCAUGCGCAUUCUAUUUCAAAUCUGCGAUUGACAGACAUUAUUUUAUUGAUAAAAUGAAAAUGAGGGCCAAUCUCCGGAAAUAAAAAACGAAAUGCGUGAUUUUUGAAACAUGGUUUAGUUAUGGAGUAGUAAGUACUCCGUACACGGAGUACCUACUAAUUCCAAGGGUUUAGUUAUACCUACUGGCCACCGUGUGGUAAUAAUGUGGUAGAUUUCACGCAGGAAAGUGUUUCCGCUAUAGUGAAUUGAAUUAGCUUGGAAUUGAUUAGAAUAUUGUAAAUAAUUUUGUUUUCCUGUAGUAUCAUGAUAUCAUUGAUUUAGCCAUAAAUAAGUAUAAAUGAAAAUAAAAACAUAUCGAACAUAUAAAUACAGACUUUCAGCGUGAUAAUAUGCUGUGGUCAACAACAAAAUGUCAAUUAAUUUGAAUAUCAAUCAGAAUCACAAUAAAAAUAAAUUAAUAAUUUAAAUAAGACUGUCAACACGUUCCCACAAAUUAUAAAUUACUUUGACAUCGAAAAAGACAAUAAAUACACAUUCCAAUGGUAAAAAAUUCUAAAAACGUGACUGAAUUGAAGUUUCGGAAGUAAUUAGAUCUCGAUCUGUAAUAUUUUUUCCUGUAAAAUAAAGGAGCGGGUCUCGGCUACGAAAUCCUACGCAUCUAGUCUGCUCGACUAUGUUUAUUUUAUUCAUAGAUAGAAUUUAAACGUAAUACAGGAAUUUAAGACCGAUAUUAUUAGCGCGACAUAACAUCAUAAGUAUUUCCACUUUCAUCCUCAUAUCAUGUAAUAGUAAUUAUCAUGUAAAUACAUUUUAUUAUCAAAAACUUAAAAUUUCUGAAAAAAACAAUAUUUGCACAAAUAAAAUACAUACAGGUUGUUUUAUAAAACUGUCACUGCUCUUCUAAUAAAUAUAGACAGCACAUUAAGGACGCCAAUAUUUUCACCUCAUUACUUAUUUUGACUAUUAACUGUGAUUUUAACAUACUCGUAACAUUUAUUUUUAAUGUAUUGUGUAAAUUUAACCAUUGAAAAAGCAGUGACACAAUUUUAAUGUGCCAAUAUUUUCCUUUAAUCUUAAAAUGUAAAUUAUUUUAGGCAUUUGUUGACUGAAUAUUGAAAUGAACUAACGUGUUACCGCUUUCGUUCAUUCGCCCAAAAUCAUUCGUUUCGUACAUGGGGCGAAGUAUUUAUUGGUAAUUUAUAAGUAUUGUAAUUACAUUGUAAAUGUCUUUCGUUGUGAUAAAUAUUGAGUGCUUAGUAAUAGUUACUAAGUAUUGAGUUGUAAUAUUAGUAUUUGACUACAGUUUGAUACCGCGACAUGGUGAGUUAUAAUCAGUUGCAUAAAUGCCCUAUACAGUACAAUAUACAUAUAUAAAAUAGAUGUACUUCGUGAAAUAUAUGAAUAUCAUGUCCUAGUAAUGUAAUUUGCUUCAGAAUUGUACAGCAACUAUUAAUUUGUAUAACUGUUUUGUAAAACUAUUAAGUCAAGUAAAACAAUAUGAUAUA